AUGUAUACAGCUGAAACAGGUGAAACAGGUAGCGGACACGGUGGACAGAUUCUAGGUGGGCAUAUAACCGGCGGAGGACAUAUUACUAGCCGACUGCAAGAACAUGAUCCAGGAAGCGAUCCCCAGGCUGUUGUUUGCUUCAUCAGAACGAAUGAUACUGUAUAA
Messenger RNA from Loa loa (African eye worm), 165 nucleotides. RefSeq lists its product as hypothetical. NCBI's taxonomy places the organism in Eukaryota, Metazoa, Nematoda, Chromadorea, Rhabditida, Onchocercidae. The record is from RefSeq and is a predicted model, not a curated record. Bases 1 to 165 code for a protein of 54 amino acids. The transcript has a single exon.